Dentiscutata erythropus is the source of this 1242-nucleotide messenger RNA. The record is from the annotation of a GenBank genome assembly. Lineage: Eukaryota; Fungi; Glomeromycota; Glomeromycetes; Diversisporales; Gigasporaceae.
AUGCGUAGAGGUCGCAAAAAUCGACUUUCAAUUGUAACAAAAAUGAAUCUACCUAAAAAAUCCAAAGAAUUAACUUCAAGAGAAACUUUUAAAAAAAUCAUCAAAUCUUCUAGAUCUAAUAUAUUUUUACUUCUCGUACCUGUAGGUUUUUUAGUAAAUUACCUUAACACAAAUGUCAUAGUAAUUUUUGUAAUGAACUUUUUAGCAAUUAUACCAUCAGCUAAAUUGCUAAAGUUUGCGGCUAUAGAAUUUUCGCACCACUUCGGUGAGACUAUAGCAAGCCUAUUGUAUAUAUCAUUUUAUAAUGUGGUAGAAUUAAUAGUGACCAUAAUUGCGUUAGUGAAUGGUGAAAUUCGUGUUGUCCAAGCAGCAGUUCUAGGGUCUAUAUUCUCUCAUCUUUUACUUGUAUUAGGAUCAUGUUUUUUGGUUGGAGGAAUCGAAUAUCUUAUUAAGGAAAAGAAGCUUGAACAAGAGUUUGAUUCAACUGCCGCACAAAUGAGUUCUAGUGUGAUGACAUUAGCGUGCAUUUCUCUAGUUAUACCUGCCGCAUUCAGUCUUCUUAUCAAUGGAAAUUUGUCCAAUGUUCCCGUCGAUAGAGUUGAUAAUAGAAUCUUGUAUAUGAGUUAUGGAACUUCAAUAGUGUUAUUGAUUAUAUAUGGACUUUAUUUAUGGUUUAAGCAUGAAAUUGAAGAAAUUGAAAGCGAAGAAAUUGGAGAACAAAUAUCAGAAAAUAGCAUAGAACAAAAUUCUGAAAACGAAGAAAACCGAGUACAAAGUCUUGAAAAUGAAGAAAGCGGAGUACGAAAAAGUGAAGAACUAAGAAAUGAACACAAAAAGAAAAAGCCCAUAAGCAUUUUAGCGUCAUUAUCUUUGCUAAUUAUAAUGACUGCGAUUAUUGGUUUUUUGGCAGAUUUUCUCAUAGACUCAAUAGAAGGAAUUGUUGCGUCUCAAAAAAUAAGUGAAACUUUUAUUGGGUUAAUUUUACUACCCAUGGUUGGUCAUGGUGCUAAGUUUGUGGCCUCUAUUAAAACUGCGCGUGAAAACAAAAUGAAUGCUGCUAUUAUUAUUUCGGUUGGAAGUUCAACUCAAACCGCGUUAUUUAUUACUCCACUCUUGGUGAUCUUGGGAUGGAUUAUCAAUCAACCUAUGUCUCUGGCUUUUUUACCGUUUGAAACCAUUUGUUUAUUUAUUGCAGUUAUACUCAAAAAUUACUUGGUUCAGAUGGGAAAUCUAAUUGGUUAG